CUAAGCUAAAGAUCGCCUAUGCCAUAGCUUAUAUUGCGCCGCCCAAAAGCUUCUACAGCUCGGCACUGCCACCCGCCGAAUUGUGCUGUUUCAAGUUCAAUAUGCGAAGAGGGGAUACCUUGGCGCGAUACCCUCCACCAGUAUCCAUAUCAUAUCCAAGGGUGGGUGAGUGCGACUAAAAGUGGCCAUCCACGCGAAGUCAUAUGGGUAUACUUGCAGGCUAUCCCAUACUGGCGCAUCCACCGAACGGCGGCUAAGUCCUCGUCGUGUUUGAUGCAAAAUGCCGCUGCUGAGCAGCUCUUUCUCUGCAGGUAGGGGACAUAUAAAGAGACGACCACUAACGCACACAUGGACUCUUGUAGCCAGGUCAAUUCUAUCGUGCAUCUCAGCCCGUGAACCUACUCAUACAACAGAUUACUGCCCACAGCCUCCAUAAAAGAUGUUCGUUGUCAAGUUAGCAGCAAAAGGCGUGACCGGCGCAUACGCCCUCACCAGAGAAGCCAUAGGAGACGACCAUCACAAGAAACAAACCCAUGACCAGGCUCACUACCAGUCUCACCUGGCCAUUCCAUCUGCUACCGACAAACACCACGCCGAACUUUCAGACACUUCAUCGAUCUCUUCUUCAGACGGAGAAGAGGCCGCACAAACACUCGACGAAGCUCAGCAGCACUUUGCCGACGGAGAUAAACAGCUCGAUCUCCGACACGCAGAAAACGUCGACCAGGUUCUCGACACGUUUAUGCAGAAACACCCACCGCCAAAGUACAACCCCGUUGCUGGCAGACUCGAAAUGCCGGUGAUUCUGCCCCAGCGCCGACCCAAGAACAAGGAACGAGGCUUCGUCAGGGCGUACGCGCCAAUGCUCCAGACAUGCGGCAUCCAACAAGCCGAGUUUCUUGACUUCCUGGACGGCUUCGGCAAGGCAAUUCAACUACACCCGCUCUUCCAUGCUUUCAACUUGGCUUGCGCCGGGGCUGUCAUCGCCACCGAUAUCGCCGUUGGACCAAUGUUCUUCGUCCACGUCGGCGCCAUGGUCGUCCAUACCAGCGUCGAGCUCUCGAGAAGAACAUACGUCAAAUACGAGUCAAACAAAUACCUCGACGACAUGAACGAAAAGUUCUUCAAACCGCACGGCCUCUUUGCACUGGUCAUGGCUUACGACCCUGAGUCCAACGAUCUAGUAGAAAAAGCAGAUAUGUCCACCAGCGUCUUGUCGUCGAUCGCAUCCCGCGAUGCCGGCAAAGCCUCCCGCUUUGCCAACGCCUCCGGAAAGACACGCGAACUCGAAAUCCCGGAAUCGGCGCCUCUGGUUUUUCCGGGGCUCGAUGCGUUAGGCGAGGCAGAGAAGGAAAAUGCAUUCAAGCGCGUGGGCGGACGGCUGGGCGACUACUUCGACCGACGCGCACAAGUCAAGUUCGAGCAACAGCAUCCAGACUCAAAAUUGGUGAUCCCCACGGAGAAACACUUUGUCAGCAGGUUCAGCGAUCCGAAUCACCCUGCCAAUAGCGGCAGUCUUGUCGCGUUGUUGAGUGGUGGCAAGAUCGAUACGAGAGAGGCGGAUAACGCGAAGAAGCAGCGCAGAGCGAUGAAGCGCCAAUAUAAAGAUCAGAGACGGAUGGCACGUGGCAGGGAACCGAGGUAUGAUCAGUCAGGCCUGGAGAAACGGGCUCCACAAGGUGGGAUCAAGGGGUUGAUGAAGAGUGAUGUGCUUUAUUUGAUGAUUGUGAAUUAUCCUAGUGAGAGUGAAUUGAGGGAGGCGGCGCAGGUGGUGGAUAAGAUGAAGGCUCAGGGUCGGUUUUAGAAAUGAUAUUGGACGGUGCCUACGGUGCCUACGGCGGCCAGGUGAAUAUUUGUGUGGAAUCUGGCCUUUUCUAUCCGAGGUUCAUAUAGCGUCGAUAUAGCACGGGGAGUCUGUCGCAGGAAUCCCGCCUGCGGAAAUGAUAUGCAUACAAUAU
This is a messenger RNA of Exophiala viscosa, 1958 nucleotides long. RefSeq lists its product as uncharacterized. The coding region runs from base 440 to 1804 and encodes 454 amino acids. The transcript has a single exon. NCBI's taxonomy places the organism in Eukaryota, Fungi, Ascomycota, Eurotiomycetes, Chaetothyriales, Herpotrichiellaceae. The record is from RefSeq and is a predicted model, not a curated record.